This is a messenger RNA of Dictyostelium purpureum, 1674 nucleotides long. Its product is annotated as chaperonin 60. Gene Ontology annotation, cellular component: mitochondrial matrix; mitochondrial inner membrane. Gene Ontology annotation, molecular function: ATP-dependent protein folding chaperone; protein-folding chaperone binding; ATP binding. Bases 1 to 1674 code for a protein of 557 amino acids. Lineage: Eukaryota; Evosea; Eumycetozoa; Dictyosteliales; Dictyosteliaceae. The transcript is spliced from 2 exons. The record is from RefSeq and is a predicted model, not a curated record. Gene Ontology annotation, biological process: protein refolding.
AUGUUUCGUCAAGUUUUAAGAAAGUCAUCAUCACAAUUCGUUAGAAACUACUCAAGUGGUAAAGAUAUUAAAUUUGGUGCCGAAUGUCGUGCAUUAAUGUUACGUGGUGUUGAACAAUUAGCAGCAGCUGUUGAAGUCACUUUAGGUCCAAAAGGUAGAAACGUUAUUCUCGAUCAACCAUUUGGUGCUCCAAAGAUCACUAAAGAUGGUGUCACCGUUGCCAAACACGUCGAAUUCGCUGAUCGUCACGUUAAUUUAGGUGCAUUAUUAGUUAAAGGUGUUGCUUCAAAUACCAACGAUAUUGCUGGUGAUGGUACUACUACUGCUACUGUUUUAACCAAAGCUAUCUACUCUGAAGGUUGCAAAGCUGUUGCUGCUGGUAUGAACCCAAUGGAUUUAUGGAGAGGUAUCAACCACGCUGUUGAAAUUGUUGUUGAAGAAUUAAAAAAACUCUCACGUCCAAUUUCAUCAACUGAAGAAAUUUCACAAGUUGCCACUAUCUCUGCCAAUGGUGACAAAGUUAUUGGUAAUUUAAUUGCCAGCGCUAUGGAAAAAAUUGGUAAAGAAGGUGUCAUCACUGUUCAAGAUGGUAAAACUUUAAAAGAUGAAUUGGAAAUUAUUGAAGGUAUGAAAUUCACUCAAGGUUUUAUUUCAAGAUAUUUCAUCACUGAUCCAAAACACCAAAAAUGUGAAUUUGAUGAUCCAUUAAUUUUAGUUUAUGAUGGUAAAAUCUCAAAUGUUCAACAAUUAGUUCCAAUUUUAGAAGCUGUUCACACCAAACAUAAAAGAUUACUUAUUAUUGCCGAUAACAUUGAAGGUGAAGCUUUAACUGCUUUAAUUUUCAAUAAAUUAAGAGGUCUUCAAGUCUGUGCCGUUAAAGCCCCAGGUUUUGGUGAUUUCAAGAAAGUUCAAUUACAAGAUAUUGCCGUUAUUACUGGUGCCCAAGUUAUCAGUGAAGAUUUAGGAACUAAACUCGAAGAUGUCGAUAUUACCAUGUUAGGUCAAGCUAAGAAAGUUACCAUCACCUCAGAUGAUACUAUUAUUUUAGAUGGUGCUGGUGAAAAAUCUGCCAUUCAAGAACGUGUCGAAUUAAUUCGUGAAUCAAUUAUUCGUUCAACCAGCGAAUAUGAAAAGAAUACCUUACAAGAACGUUUAGCCAGAAUUGGUGGUGGUGUUGCUGUUAUUCGUGUUGGUGGUGCUUCAGAAGUUGAAGUUGGUGAAAAGAGAGAUCGUAUCACCGAUGCCCUCAAUGCUACCAGAGCUGCUGUUGAAGAAGGUAUUGUCCCAGGUGGUGGCACAGCUUUACUCUACAGUACUCUUGCCCUUAAAAAAGUUAAAAUGGCCAACUUUGACCAAAAUAUUGGUGUUAAAAUCAUCAGAGACGCUCUUUUAGUCCCAUGUAAAACUAUUGCUAAUAAUGCCGGUGUUGAAGGUUCAGUCGUUAUUGGUCGUUUAUUAUCAAAGAGAGAUUUCGAAUAUGGUUACAAUGCCCAAAAAGGUUCAUACGAAAAUAUGAUCCAAGCUGGUAUUAUCGAUCCAACCAAAGUUGUUCGUACUGCUUUAAUUGAUGCCUCAUCUGUUGCCUCAUUAAUGACCACAACCGAAGCUAUGGUCGUUGAAAAUAAAAAAGAACAAUCAAAUGGUCCACAACCUCCACAAAUGCCAGAAUUUUAA